AUGGAACUGAAUUUGAUUACUCCCGUCCCCAAAGGCGCCGCAUGGCAGCCAGGGGAUGAAAGAAUUCACAAUCGACUCUGGAGAGUCACAGGACCUUACGAUUCCAAUUCCAAGGACCUCAAGUUUCAUUGCGUCUCAUAUGUCUGGGGGCUGGGUGUCGAGAAGAAGGGAGCUUUCUUCAACUGCCAAAGAGACAUAUCGGAUCAAACAAGACCGGUCCUUGAGGCUGUUAUCCGAGCUGCCGAGGUGUUGCACCGCGAUCUAGGAGGUGAGAAAAUUGAAGGAUUCUGGAUCGAUGCACUUUGUAUUCCUCAUUCAGAGGGGUCGCCAAGAUUGAAGACACUUGAAAGCAUGGGCUUCAUAUACAACGCAGCCAUGUCAGUGAUCAUUGCCCUGAAACCUUCCGUCUGGAAAAUUGUGCAGCAUGCCUCAGCUACAGUCUCGCCAGAACCUUUGUCACUUUCAGACAUGCAAGUUCUCGAGGAAGACGCCUGGAUCUCUCGAGUCUGGACGUACCAAGAGCUUGUCAACAGUCGCGCAACGUACUUCACAACCCCAGUUUCUGCGGAGAAUGCCAGCGUUCAAGUCGUAGUCGAAGCCACCCAAUUCUUCAACUGCGUCGGACACUCACUCUCUUGCUACAAGCGAAACAAUCACAUCUCCGACAGCACUGCUGUGGCAAUCUUCCCUAAUCUGAACGUUCUCGAAGAUACUCUGCUCGACAGCACCUUGAGCGGCUAUCUCGAGCGUCCCGCUCUGGCAAUAUUGUCAAAUAUCUCGAUGCGGACUUUCGACGUAAACUUUCCUCAGAACAGACUACUUGCUUGUAUCGGAGCGCUGACGAAAGAAGCCAGUUGGGGUCCGCCAUCUUCCAGCUUGGACGAUUUAGCAGAGAGGAUCAUGGGAAUCUGUGAGUCGAAAGGAGACUACUCUUUCAUCUUUACCUCAGAUCGACGGAGUGAAAUGGGUGGUAAGGCUUGGCGGCCAAAUAUGGCAGCGGGUAAAGUUAGUGAUGGUCCUACUCAUCUUGUCCCUAUCAUCAACUGGUACAUCCAUAGUGAUCCAUUUGGUGAGACUCAACGGGCGCGGAAAGAUGCAGAUGGUUUCUGGCUACAGGAUAUGGUCCCUCUCAAGCUGGCACGGAGUAUGUCUGCGGAAGCAGUAGUAGGGCUUGACAAAUUGCUCUGGGGGUAUACAGAUCCAAAGGACCUCAAAAUUCGUAGCAAAGGCAUGUUUGGCCAGGAAGACAAGAAAGAGGAGGGCAAUGCCGCUUUGGUGAGAUUUCUAAAGCAGGUUGGUUUCGACGGCUGCUGCGAACCACUAGUUUGCGAAACCGGUUUGUUCUUUGCCCAGAAUGACCUUGGGAACUUGGAAGAUAUUGAAAUAUUUGCCGCCACAAACAUAGGGUACUAUUUUGGUGCUCCCGGGUUGGCUCGGUGGAAAGAAGGUCCUGGACGGGAUGCGAGAUAUUGCGCUGGUGUAUUUGUGGGGCUUGUGAAGAAGGAGCUUUCUCAAUCGCUGCUGAUGAUCUAG
Cadophora gregata is the source of this 1533-nucleotide messenger RNA. RefSeq lists its product as uncharacterized. The record is from RefSeq and is a predicted model, not a curated record. Lineage: Eukaryota; Fungi; Ascomycota; Leotiomycetes; Helotiales; Ploettnerulaceae. The coding region runs from base 1 to 1533 and encodes 510 amino acids. The transcript has a single exon.